Cordyceps militaris CM01 is the source of this 1314-nucleotide messenger RNA. RefSeq names its product glycosyl hydrolase, putative. The record is from RefSeq and is a predicted model, not a curated record. The transcript has a single exon. NCBI's taxonomy places the organism in Eukaryota, Fungi, Ascomycota, Sordariomycetes, Hypocreales, Cordycipitaceae. The coding region runs from base 1 to 1314 and encodes 437 amino acids. Gene Ontology annotation, biological process: carbohydrate metabolic process.
AUGAUGUGUUUGUCUCGGGCUGCAAGCCUCUUGUUGGUUUUUGCAACGCACAUCGCUGCAGAGGAUAAGCCGAUUUUCGACAAAGUGCUAUAUAGCACACACGCGAGUCUCGGCUUAGACAAUCUCCACAAAACUUGGUACAAUAAUAAUACUGGCCUCUGGGGUGAGCUCUGGUGGAACAGUGCCAAUGCCUUGACGACCGUCUGCGACCUGGUCCCGGUAGAUCAACUCAGCUCGAGGCAAUGUGCCGUCAACCAAUACCGGGUCCUAAUCGAAAACACAUUCAGCCAAGCACAGCAUGUCGAAGUUCGGACAUUCAAGUCUAGGAACCUCGAUAAUGGUGGUAUGACGGAGUCUCACUACUGCAUCAACGGCGUUGGCGGCGCUUGUGCCUUGAAACGAGACGGUUCUCUCAUCAAGCGAGGCUUCAAAAAUUUCCUCAAUAACUUUUACGAUGACGAAGGCUGGUGGGCUCUUGCUCUUAUUCGUGCCUGGGACGUCACGAACAACCAGACGUAUCUGGAGGCUGCUGCCACUAUAUUUGAGGAUAUGAAGACUGGCCUGGGCGGCCCUUGCAACGGUGGCAUCUACUGGAGCAAGGACCGACAAUAUGUCAAUGCAAUCGCAAACGAGCUCUACCUCACUGUCGCCGCAUCGCUCGCGGUCCGGGUUCCGGGCGAAAAGACAUUUCUGCAGAUUGCCAAGGAUCAGUGGAGCUGGUUCUCUAAGAGCGGCAUGAUCAAUUCGGAUAAUCUGAUAAACGAUGGUUUGGAUGGUAACUGCAAGAACAACGGCCAGGCGACUUGGACCUACAACCAGGGCGUCAUCCUCGGCGGCCUUGUCGAGUUGUCACGUGCCACCAACGACAAGAGUUUAUUAGAGGAAGCCUCCAAGAUUGCGAAAGCAGCUAUUGGUAAAUUCUCCAACAAAGAUGGUAUCCUGGAGGAAAAUGGGGGCUGCGAGUACCAACCUGGUCGAUGUGGUCAGGACGGUCAGCAGUUCAAGGGGGUCUUUAUUCGGAACUUGAACUACCUUCAACUUGCUGCUCCUGACGAACAGUUCCGCUCUUUUAUUCUCAAAAAUGCAGACGCUAUUUGGGACAAGGACUGCCAAGACUGCACAAGCAAGGAUGUCGCACUUCUUGGUGUUGCUUGGGCAGGACCGUAUUUCAAUGCUACGAUGCCGACACAGAGCAGCGCUCUGGACGCCAUAGUUGCAGCAGUUUACGUCGCGCCUGGAGGGAAGCAGGUAGAGGUCCCCCGUCCUUCAACUACGCACCUUUUUGAUAAGACAUACUCCAAAGAGGAUAGUUAG